AUGUUCCAAACCAGAGUAUUCACCUUCGGUGUUUUCUCUGACCAAGGCAAAGUCAAUACCAUCGUAGAUACCUUUAACACCUGGAAUGUUUUUGAUCAAAACCAAAGAAGCGUAAAUAUCCAAUUCUUUUCUCAAGGCAACGUUCAAGGAUUUGGCAGAUUUACCAGUAGAAGUAUACAAGAUACCUUUCAAACCAACCUUGUUUCUCUUCAAGGAUUCAACGGCUUCGUCAACACCGUGGUUCUUACCAGUUUCACUUUCAACACCACUGACUUCAACAACUUCCCAAUCAAUUGGAACUUUUUGGGAUUCAAAGAUUUGUUUGACAGAAUCGGUAAUUUCUUGACCAGCACCAUCCCCUGGAAUCAAGGUAACAGUGUAUCUACCACCGUAUUUCUUUGGUAA
Candida tropicalis MYA-3404 is the source of this 405-nucleotide messenger RNA. Its product is annotated as isocitrate dehydrogenase subunit 1, mitochondrial precursor. Lineage: Eukaryota; Fungi; Ascomycota; Pichiomycetes; Serinales; Debaryomycetaceae. The record is from RefSeq and is a predicted model, not a curated record. The transcript has a single exon. The coding region runs from base 1 to 405 and encodes 134 amino acids.